AUGGCUUACCAUCAAAAUCAACAAAUUCUGGCUCUAUGCAUAACAGUAGCAACAAUGUUUCUUGGUGCGAGAUCAGAUUUGAAUCAAGACAUAAAAGGGUGUCAAGAUUCCAUGUCUGAUCUCUACUCUUGUCUUCCUUUUGUCACUAACAAAGCUAAAGCUCCAGACUCAACAUGUUGCACCACACUCAAAGAAAAAAUAGACAAAGGUCAGACCAAGAGAUGUCUCUGCACUCUUGUCAAAGACAGGGAUGAUCCUGGUUUAGGGUUCAAAGUUGAUGCCAACCGUGCAAUGAGCUUACCUUCCACUUGUCAUGUCCCUGCAAAUAUUUCACAAUGCCCAGAAGAGCUUCUACAUCUGCCUCCAGAUUCAGUAGCCGCUCGGAUUUUUAAGCAAUUCAGCGAUUCCUCUCAGAAUGUUGGACCAAAAGCUGUAUCCGCAGGUUCAAGCGUUAAAGGAAGAGAUAAGAAGCAAUUUGGUCUAGUGAUGGCUGGAGCUUUCUCAGUAUGGUACUUAAUGUAA
Molecule: messenger RNA, 522 nt
Organism: Eruca vesicaria subsp. sativa (arugula)
Lineage: Eukaryota; Viridiplantae; Streptophyta; Magnoliopsida; Brassicales; Brassicaceae
Source: the annotation of a GenBank genome assembly